Molecule: messenger RNA, 872 nt
Organism: Drosophila bipectinata
Lineage: Eukaryota; Metazoa; Arthropoda; Insecta; Diptera; Drosophilidae
Source: RefSeq, a predicted model, not a curated record
GCUUCCUCGAAAGCAGAUGUGCAACAGCUGAUUGCAGUGCUACCAGACUUUCAUAAAUGCUAAUAACAACGUCUAAUCCAAACAAAGGUGCCCCCAAGAGUAUAAUAAACGAAUUUUUGCACGAAUUUUGCAGCCGAAUCCAUUACAAAGAAUCACAACACAGGCCCAUAAUGGAGGAAUCCACAGAAGCCACUUUUGCACGCAAGGAAGCCGAAGAAAAAGACACCAUCCCCAGCGUAGAUGAGGCCGUUGCGUAUUUGCAAAUAAGAGUUUUCGGCAUGCACAUGAAUGACCCAUAUCGCUCGCACUGUGCUGCUAUCCUACGUGAAUACCUGGCUGAAAGGAAACGUGUGGGUGUUAUGGACGAAUGGGCUAUUGUCAAAGAUGCACUACAAAAGCACUACGCCACAAUCGACAAAGUCGUUAAAUGGGACAUGCAGGCCGUUAAGCGAUACAACGACAGCAUUAACUUUGUCCAGCGCAAGACUGUACGCCUCGGCAACUGGACUGUCACCAUUCCGUUUACAACCAUGGAGCUCAACAAGUUAAAACAUACCGAAAACCGAUCGACCCUGUCAUCUAUAUUCAUAGCUAUUUUAAAAUUGAUCAUUUUGGGAUUGUUCGCCGACUGUUCUCCGACUAUUUGGCCCAUUAUUCUAUUUGUUUUUUUAAUACGCUAAGUCCAGCAAUAAAACCACUGCAUCAUACGCCUACUGAGACCGCUUAGAGCAGCUGGACUAGUGUGAUGCGGGACUCUAUGAAGAUAUGAAGAGUAUGUCAAAGCACCAACAAACGGAACAAAUUUUACAUUUUAUAAGUCCUUGCCCAAUUGCUUGGACCACAAUAAAAAAAUGGUCAUUUUCUUAAACGUA